This is a messenger RNA of Benincasa hispida (wax gourd), 2396 nucleotides long. RefSeq names its product glucose-6-phosphate dehydrogenase 4 (gene G6PD4). Gene Ontology annotation, biological process: glucose metabolic process. Gene Ontology annotation, molecular function: NADP binding; glucose-6-phosphate dehydrogenase activity. NCBI's taxonomy places the organism in Eukaryota, Viridiplantae, Streptophyta, Magnoliopsida, Cucurbitales, Cucurbitaceae. The record is from RefSeq and is a predicted model, not a curated record.
CGUCUUCGAGUUUCCUUUCAUGGCCGGCUAAACGCAGAAGGAGAGAGUUCCGGUAGCAAACCACUUCACAGAACAACAAAAGUUUCGAUGUUAUUUUCAAUUUCAACUUUUUCGGCUCCUUCAGGGACUAUUCCUUUGUGCUCCAAUGGCCGCAGAAUCCCCAACCGGAGCUACCAUAUUGUGCCAAAUAGCAUAAGAUCAAGAAAAGCUUCCCAUUUUUGCCAAAUAUUUCAUGGCCUGAAGCUCUGGAUAAGUGAGAGCCUAAGUGUUCUGCAUCAUAAUGGGAAAUCUGGAUCAUCACUGAAGUUGAAGACUAUAAAAAGUCAUAAAGAAGAUGAGUUUGAAGAAACUUCAUCACAUGCUCGGCAAGUUCCUGAAGGAGUCUUAGAAUCCACAUUUUCCAGUGAUUCCAAUUCAGAAACAACUAAAGCAACUACACAUCCUGAAGCAUCUGAGACUUCAGUGGAAGCUGCGGAAUCCUUGCCACAAUCACUUAUGUCAAACUACGUCGUUGGAGAUGAAAAAGUACCAUCCCUCUGUAUUGCUGUCAUUGGAGCUACUGGUGAGCUAGCAACAAGAAAAAUUUUCCCAGCACUGUUUGCACUGUAUUAUAGUGGCUUUCUCCCUGAGAAUGUUGGCAUUUUUGGUUAUUCAAGAAAGAAUAUAACAGAUGAAGAACUGCGGUCUAUUAUAUCUGCCACUUUAACUUGCCGUAUUGAUCAUCAACAAAAUUGCAGUGAUAAAAUGGAUGCUUUUCUGAGUAGAACAUUCCAUGUAAAUGGAGGUUAUGACAACAAUAAGGGCAUGUCAAAGCUCAAUUUCUUGAUGGAGCAGAUUGAGAGUCAUGCCGAAGCUAAUAGGAUAUUUUACCUUUCUGUGCCACAAGACGCCCUUCUAGAUGUUGCACACUCUCUCUCCAGUAAAGCUCAAACGAAAAAGGGUUGGAAUCGUGUUAUCAUUGAGAAACCUUUUGGCUUUGACAUGGUGUCGUCUCAUUUUUUAACAAAAUCUCUUCUUUCUCAAUUCGAGGAAAGGCAAAUCUACAGGAUCGAUCAUCUUCUGGGAAAGAACCUUAUUGAAAACCUUACAGUUUUAAGGUUUGCUAAUUUAGUUUUUCAGCCACUAUGGAGUCGUACAUUCAUAAACAGUGUACAGGUCAUUUUGUCUGAAGAACUUGGCGUUCAAACCAAAAGAUUUUUGGACGGUGGUGGGAUCAUCGGAGACAUAGUACACAGCCAUAUACUUCAAACAAUCGCAUUACUUGCCAUGGAACCACCCAUUAGUCUUGAUGGUGAAGCCAUUCGAAAUGAGAAGGUUAAGUUGCUGAGAUCCAUUCGCCCAUUGGAAACCAGUGAUGUUGUUCUUGGACAGUACAAAUCUAGUACUAAUGACAAAGUUGACCUUUCUCUCGACAAUCUGACCCCGACAUAUUUUGCGGGUGCUUUGUACAUUGACAAUGCACGUUGGGAUGGCGUCCCUUUCUUGAUCAAAAGUGGCUUGGGACUAAUCAAACACUGUGUAGAGAUCCGUAUACAAUUUCGCCAGGUUCCAGGGAACAUUUAUCGUGAGCACAUUGGGUAUAAUAAUGAAUCUGCAACUAACGAGAUUAUUUUGCGCGAUGUACCUGAAGAGGCCAUUCUUGUCCGAGUUAAUAACAAGAUUCCUGGAUUGGGAUUGCGAUUGGACUCUCCAGAACUCAAUUUGCUUUACAAAGACAAGUACAACGUGGACGUGCCUGAUUCAUAUGAACAUCUUCUCCUUGAUGUCAUCGAUGGGGACAGCCAUCUGUUCAUGAGAAGUGAUGAGCUCGCAAUUGCGUGGAACAUCCUAACUCCGAUCCUCAACGAAAUCAAGAAGAAUAACAUAAAGCCAGAACUUUACGAGUUCGGUGGGAGAGGUCCUAUCGGAGCUUAUUAUCUUUGGGCAAAACACGGAGUUCGAUGGGUAGAGGAAUAAGCAACAGGGCAUUUCAUUCUGUGGCAAGCUCUCUCACAAGAAACAGGCACACAAGAUUUGCCAAAUGGUUGAAUCAUUACAUUCAUCAUCCAGCUAGUUCAAUCAAUUGAAGGAAAGAGUCUUGAACAUAAAAUUUGAACCUAGUAGAAUUAAAACCACAUGAUGAUGCAACUACUGGUUUUGAUUCUCAACUUAGUUCCAUAAUCCUUGUGUUCAUAGGAUUAAUCUAUCAUUGGUUUAAGACAUUGUGAUGAAAGAAUAAGAGGAUUGUACUGUACCAUAUAAACAGAGUCAUUGCACCGAGGUUAAUCUGAAAGGGAAGAAACUAUAUCCCUCUGUAUAUUUUUGUAAUUUUCAAUGCAGAAUGAUUUAAACCCAAGUUGAUGUUAAAUUGUAGCUGAAAUGAAGAAUAUGAAAGAGCACCAUAUGGACCCAGGGAA